Messenger RNA from Spizellomyces punctatus DAOM BR117, 3776 nucleotides. RefSeq names its product AGC/PKC protein kinase. Gene Ontology annotation, biological process: signal transduction; protein phosphorylation. The transcript has 13 exons. Lineage: Eukaryota; Fungi; Chytridiomycota; Chytridiomycetes; Spizellomycetales; Spizellomycetaceae. Gene Ontology annotation, molecular function: ATP binding; protein serine/threonine kinase activity. Bases 331 to 3498 code for a protein of 1055 amino acids. The record is from RefSeq and is a predicted model, not a curated record.
GAGGUUGACCUUGGUCCGGAUGCCAUCGACCUCCAACCAUUUUUGGUCCCCCAUUAGCAGCCAAUUCCUUCCACAACACCUGCCACGGAUCCUACUGACGCCAUACUUGAACCCGUUUGGAGCAAGUCUGGUCGUAGUGUAGACUUCCUUUUUCUCGAAGGAACUAAAGGAUCCCAACCGGAUCGUUUUCAUACAUAUCCUGACAGCCCGGUGCGCCUUGUGAGAAGGAUUGGCCGAAGGUCCCCUGUCGGUAAACGUAACAGAAGAAUCAAUUUUAACUGGGCAUCUAUUUUACAAGUUUCGCUUGGCCGUUGCGCCAAGUAGUUCGUCAUGGACUUAGACGGAAAAAUCGCCGAUUUGCGCAACAAAAUCGAAAUUGAGAAGAAAUGUAAGGAGGGAGCGGAGCAUAUGUUGCAGCAAUUGAAGGAUCCCAAUGCAUUACAGCAAUGCGAGAUGAAUGUGUUUGACUCUCUUCGCCGGCUUGACUUCCUCAAUCGAGAGCUACAGAAACUGGAAUCUCGAAAACGAGUACAAAGCGGCGACUCCGGCAUACGUGGAUUAGAUUCCGGAGAUCUUCAAACCGAGGAUUUCUCACAUUCAGCAGCUGAGAUGCGGCAAAAGAGGAACUCAGAUCCUGGGUCAUACCAGGAAACAGCAUUCAACGAAAGUGCACGACCAUCUUUCUAUGGGGAUAACCGCACUGGGAGAAUGUCCCUGACAGCAACAAUGCUCGGAGCCAUUCUUAAUACAUUCGGGGUACGCGGAAGGUCGGGGCAUAGCACACCCAAGAGCACUGCAGCUUCUAGUAGCAGCUCUUUAAAUUCCAUCGCAGCUCCCGACUCAAGUGGUAGCGGUGGCCAUGCCCUGACUCAAUUUGAUUACCUUAGACGCGAUACUCCCAUAACAUCCGAAAAAGUAAAAUACAAGCUACAGGAGGUCAAAUUUAAAUUAGAUGUGGAGCAGAAGGUCAAAACCGGGACGGAACGGAUGCGCCAAGCAUUGGCGGAGGACUCUGAUGCAGAUCCGAAGAGAAGACUGGAGGUGGAAGAGAAGAUGGCUGAGGCGAAUGCAAAGGUUGCCAUUCUUCAUAAGGCCCAACAACGCUACCAAGGUCUGUAUGUGCAAGAAGAUGAGGAAAAACGAGAAGCUCCGCUAGAUGUCGAAAAUACAUCGGGUCUUGCACCAUCGUCAUCCGGUCAAUCGGUAAAAACCAUGCGAAGACCAGCAACUGGACGGCUAAAAAUUCGUCUAGUUGCGGCAACUGGAUUACCCGGGAGGAAAAGCGCAAAAAGCGAGACAUAUGCAUCAAUACGAAUUGACGGAGUUCAGAAAGCACAAUCGAAACCGUCGCGGGGGAAAUGGAAUGACGAUUUCGAUAUCCCAAUUGAUAAAGCACAAGAGGUGGAGAUCGCUAUUUAUGAAAAGGGAUCCUCUGUUCUCGCCUUGUUAUGGUUCAAGUUGUGGGAGUUGGAAGAGGAACUGCGUGUGCGGUCGCUUGGGCCGUCCUUGCCACGCGAUAAUAGCGCGCACAGCGUUGCAGGUGGUGCACAUACAGUAGGCCUCCGACGAGACAGCAUUUCCGACGGGCAGCACCCGCCUGCACAUCAUCAUCAAGAGGGGGUCGAAGCAUGGUUGGAGAUGGAGCCAGGAGGCCAAUUGCUGGUAAAACUCAACUUCGUUCCAGAGUCCAGUAAAGCAAAGCGACGGAAGGACGGCUUGUUGCGACGCAAGCCAGUGCAAAAGGUGUUCCCAAAAAGAGGUCACAAAUUUGUUGCCAUGCAAUUUUAUCAGGUCAUGAAGUGUGCUGUCUGUGGAGAGUUCCUCAUGAGCGCUCAAGGGUAUCAGUGUCAAUUGUGCAAAUUCACAUGCCAUAAGAAAUGCCAAGAUCGCGUUUUAACAAAAUGUAUAACGAAGGCGAACGAAGAUGUGGACGAAGAUGCCGACGCUAAUGGUACCGGAUACAACCAACUUUUGAAACAUCGCAUUCCACACCGUUUCGAGUCCUCUACGACAGGAAUGUCUGCCAGCUGGUGCUGCCACUGUGGAUAUAUGUUGCCUUUUGGCAAAAAACAAUCCCUACGAUGCACCGAAUGCAGCGCCACUUGCCACAAGGAGUGCAUGCACCUAGUACCGAACUUCUGCGGGCUGAAGCCGCAGUUGAUUAAUCAAAUGAAAUCUGCCAUUGACCAGGCAGAACGUGUACGGAAGGAGAAAGGGGUAAUGCGCUCGGAGAUGGAGAGGCAGAAGCAACAACAGCUACUGCAGCAGCAGCAACAACAACAGCUCCAGCAACAGCAAUUACAGCAACAACAGCAGCAGCAGCCCGCAGCUCCCUCCAGAACCGAUUCCGCUAACGCAAUGCUGCAGGCUGGUGAUCGGCUGACGAUACCGGCCGGACCUGUUGCAGUAGCAAACACGAGAGUCGACAGUGUAGUGGGCGGCGCUGGACCAAAGGGCAUUGGCUUGGAUGAUUUCACGUUCAUAGCUGUUCUAGGGAAGGGUAAUUUUGGAAAGGUAUUACUUGCCCGCGAGCGGUAUAGCAAUCAACUUUAUGCCAUCAAAGUCUUGAAGAAAGAAUUUAUCAUCGAGAACGAUGAAGUAGAAAGCACCAAAGCGGAGAAGCGAGUUUUCCUCACUGCAAACGCCGAGCGUCAUCCCUUCCUUGUGAAUCUCCAUUCCUGUUUUCAAACUGAAUCACGCAUCUACUUCGUUAUGGAGUACGUUUCAGGUGGCGACCUAAUGUGGCACAUUCAGCAUCAACAGUUCUCAGAAAAGAGGGCAAAAUUCUAUGCCGCUGAAGUACUACUGGCGUUGGAAUAUUUCCAUAGAAACAAUAUUGUUUAUCGGGAUCUCAAGCUCGACAAUAUUCUUCUUUCGCUCGGCGGUCAUAUCAAAAUUGCUGAUUACGGCCUUUGCAAAGAAAACAUGCCGUAUGGUGCUACUACCAGCACAUUCUGCGGAACGCCAGAGUUCAUGGCGCCGGAGAUUCUUCUGGAUAAGCCAUAUGGGCGAGCGGUGGAUUGGUGGGCUUUUGGUGUUCUAAUAUACGAAAUGCUCUUGGGCCAGUCUCCGUUCCGAGGAGAGGAUGAGGAAGAGAUUUUCGAAGCAAUUUUAGAGGAUGAGAUUCUCUACCCAGUGAAUAUGGCCAAGGAUGCGGUUUCACUGUUGCAAAAGUUAUUGACAAAGGACCCAAGCAAGCGGUUGGGCGGGGGGAGGGGGGAUGCUGAGGACAUCAAACGGCAUCCAUUUUUCAAGGGUGUGGAUUGGGAUGCAAUGUUGCAACUGAAACUGCCGCCACCAUAUUAUCCCAAGAUCUCGUCACCAGAGGAUGUGUCAAACUUUGACGAGGAAUUCACACGGGAGAGCCCGGUGCUCACACCGUGCAACUCAGUCCUCUCGGCCGCGGAUCAAGCCGAUUUCCGAGGUUUUUCAUAUAUCUCAGAAUGGGCAGAGACUUCGCGGGCACAAGUAUUGAGUGCGUUGGCUGGGAGAAGAUAGUGCAUUCGGCUUCAAGCUGAUGCCAUCAGGUCAUGGUGGUGUAUGUACGACUAGUGCGGUGUACAUGGAUGGGUGGGGCUGCGCCAUCACGAUGCGGAAGCGAUUACAAUUGGACGUUUUAUUCUUUUUUCUUUUUUUUGUAGCUCAUGUCAUCAAGUAAAGAUAUAUGGAAUGUUGAAUAAUCAACAGGAUUGCAGCCAACAGCGUGGUCUGCUCUCGUCACACGUCUCAGCUAUUUAAGUUUUUUGAGUAAACAUGGUAGCAUUUACUUUGCCUGA